AUGGGAUCUAGGCAUCAAGAUAAAUUCAAGUUUAGCAUGUGCAAACCUAUUUGGUUCUAUGUGGACAUAUUGGUUGAUUCUGCUUAUGUGGAUGAGAUCAGUCGAGUGGUCUCCAUUGGAAAUGGGAUUGCACGUGUUUAUGGAUUGAACGAGAUUCAAGCAGACAAAAUGGUGAAAUUUGCCAGCGGAGUGAAAGGAAUAGCGUUGAAACUUGAGAAUGAGAAUGUAGGGAUUGUUGUCUUUGGUAGUGAUACUGAUGUUAAAGAAGGAGAUCUUGUCAAGCGCACUAGACCUAUUGUUGAUGUUCCUGUGGGAAAGGCUAUGCUAGGUAAGAAACAUUCACGAAUUUUAACCAUUGUUUAUCGAAAUGCACGAUCAAAAUGGGUGCUUCCUGCAGUCGAUCCAAAGAGUGCAGAGAAGCCCUGUCCUAAAAAGUUGAAGUAG
Rhododendron vialii is the source of this 444-nucleotide messenger RNA. Its product is annotated as ATP synthase subunit alpha, mitochondrial-like. Gene Ontology annotation, biological process: proton motive force-driven ATP synthesis; proton transmembrane transport. Gene Ontology annotation, molecular function: ATP binding; ADP binding; proton-transporting ATP synthase activity, rotational mechanism. The record is from RefSeq and is a predicted model, not a curated record. The transcript is spliced from 3 exons. The coding region runs from base 1 to 444 and encodes 147 amino acids. NCBI's taxonomy places the organism in Eukaryota, Viridiplantae, Streptophyta, Magnoliopsida, Ericales, Ericaceae.